Molecule: messenger RNA, 8345 nt
Organism: Paramuricea clavata
Lineage: Eukaryota; Metazoa; Cnidaria; Anthozoa; Malacalcyonacea; Plexauridae
Source: the annotation of a GenBank genome assembly
GAUGAGAAGGCGUUCUUUGGCAACAGCCACGUCAAGUGCCCCCACUCUAUUACCGGACAGUCGUGACUCUGCCAGAUUCUCGACGACAGAAUCAGAAUAUGCUUCGCGAGCGUUUAGCACGUGGAAAUCUGCUAAAACUGCUACAACUAUAGUGGAAGUAAAGGUGAAUAGUGCAAUUAUUAGUAAUGGUAAACAUUGCCUCGUGGCGAUAGUAUACAGGGGCUGGUUGUUCAAAGCUGGGUUAACUUAACCCUAGGUUAACCUAAAAUUCAAAGCAAACUCCCAGCUUGGCUAUAAAUUUGGAAAUAUCUCUUCAGAGAUCUUCUCUGAAUCGAUAGGAGUUCACUCCUCUAAAGUUUUGAAAUAAACAGACGUGCAGAGAUACACAAACCAACACAGUGGUUUAAAUUUUAACCGAGGGUUAGUGCUAACCCACCUUUAAACAACCGGCCGAAGUAAUAUAAGUUUUGAUUUGUUAAAACACUUAUUAAAUAAUAUUAUUAUAUAAACAUUAGUGUUAUAUAGAGUUUUUGGCCACUGAAAAAUCGUAUUUAAACACACGUAAAAAAUACGAUAUUUUUACGUGUGAAAAUAUCAUUUGUUGUAAAACGCAUUGCCACGGACGUUUUAUUCUUUUCACUGAAUUUUGUUUAUAUAAUAAACAGAAAAAUACAUGGGUGCUUGGAAAUACCAGAUUUAUUUCUCGUGUUGAACACUGAUAUCUCACUCGUUCGCUGCGCUCACUCGUGAGAUAUCAUGUUCAACACUCGAAAUAAAUCUGGUAUUUCCGCGCAGCCAUGUAUUAUUCUCUAUGUAUUUCGCUUGCUGGCACAGUCGUUAAGGCUACCUGUACGUUUACACUGUACCGGCUAGCUCUCCGUAGAUAGCGGUGCGAAAAAGCACCUAUGACCUAUCCGAUACGGAAUGUCCAAUAUUCAGAAGCUGAACGAAACAACAUCUCUCCGUUGCAAUAAUUCCUCUAAAAAUCGCGUACCUAAAUGGUACGGAUAGGUGUUUUUUUCACGUCGCUACGGAAGCGUAUCCGCGGUGCAGUGUAAACGUGGCCUAAAGCAACUCUAAGAAACCUCGCAGAUGCAGACCACGAACUUCGAUCGAUUUCCGAGAAAUCCGUCAUCAUCAGAAAUCAAGCGAGCUUCUAAACCGCAAAGUGGCCUCCCUUGUGAGAUUGCUCGAAGUUUUAGUUGUGCUAACAUAGAAUAAAUGACUGGCCUUACUGGGACUCUUGAAAGAACCGGUCGGGCGGGAGUGAUAGUAGUAUAGUACCACGUUGCAUAUUCCCUAUUUCUACAGUAUGUAUGUAUGAAAAUAUCGUGCUAACCGCUAUUUCUUGAGUUAUAAUAAUAUGCCAAUUCUUCUCGUAGACUUCCGACAGUUCACGUCUUGGCACGGCGUCCUCCGAUGCUAAAGGAAAAGACUCCGCUCUCGACAGAUCUAGUAGUAUAUUUGUCUCGAUGAGUAACACACCAUUACCUAGAACACCCAAAACAGCAGACACACUGGGACCAAGUGAGUGCAGUAGUUUCACUAGGUCAACACUUAUUUCAACUCAAUACUUAUUACUUGAUUCCGUUAAUCAAUAUCAUGUGCCAGUGUACAGGAAUAGGCAGAGCUAAUAAUAAGAAAGUUUCAGAUUGAUAGGGAUUCAACUACCUGAAAAAUACAAGGAGAACUUCGACGUUUCGAGCGAAGGCCCUUCGUCCUUGUGUUUUUCAGCUAGUUGCAUCCCUAUUAAUGCAAAGCUUUCGUAAAAAGGAACAACCUGUUUCUGGUUGAUAUCGACAAGCUUGAACAAGAUUGUGCUGCACCCUAAGAACAAGCAAUGUUAAUAAGAACCCCAUACGAUCUUGAUUUUGGUUAGUGGUCUGUUUCAGUUCCGUCAGUGUAGAUGACAACUUUCACGUUGGCCGUACAGUACGGUAACACGUGCCUUACGGUAGUAAUUUCUAGUUACUGAAAUACAUGAUAGGUAUUGAGAGGUGCAACAUCUAUGUGCCAUGUACAUGUUUAUGUAGGUGUGUAUAAUGAUUGAUUGAUUGAUUGAUUACAUUACAUUUUCCCUCCAUUUAUAAGGUGUUUCAGUUAUGUCCAGAGAGGCAAGUCCAGUACGUACGGCAGAGAGCUCCACCCAGACUGAUGACGUCAUUGACAAUCUGGUGGAUGUCGAUGAAAUAUCUGAAGUGAAGUCAAAAACUGAUCUUCUGGAGAUUGAACGCGAAAUGGUGGGUUAUUAUACAGUCUAUGAUAGCGGAAUAUGACGUUUGCUGGAUAUUAGGGACUAAAGCAGGUCUGUCGUUUAAGACAACAGACUCAUAUUAUAUACACUUUAACAUGAAUGAUACAAAUUCCGAAUAAUAAUGCAUCUUCAAAUUCAAGAUUUGAAUUAACACUGUUAACCAAAUGUUUGAAACUGUGAAUUUUCAACACAAUGUUUAGCAUUUUUUUAAAGAUCGAGGCAUUGAAUUAUUUGAAGAUAGAGUCAUGACAUUUCAGUUUCUAGAAUAUCAAACCUCCCUUUUAAACUCCAUUUUUCUUCAAAUGUUUCGCUUAUUAUAGUUGAGGGGGCUUUGGCCCCCAGUUAUAUAGUUUAUAAAGGCCCUGGAUGACUUUGAAAUAUAGUCGAAAAUUCACAUUUUCAACUCCUUUUUAUAUUUUCUUGAAAUGAAUAAUGAGUUGCAUUGAAUAGAUUGUAGCCUGUAGGUUUGUUAAGUAUUAACUAUGGAUUCUUUAAUUUUAGGCUAAAACGCCAACGAAUGAACUGCCACAGAAAUUGGAUGAAUAUAAGAGCAAAGUAAGGAGUAUAUUAUAAAUCAGAAUAGAACAUGAUCUACUUCAGAAAAUAAUGAUUUUUUUAUUCGUGACUAUCCUUUACCUUCUUUUAAGUUUGCCGAAAUUGAACAACAGUUGCAAGAAGAGGUUUUGCAAUGGAAGUUACGGGUGAGAAAAUAAGAUAUAUAUCAAAUUUGGGGCUUCUGUGGUGUAGUUGCCGUGAUAGCAAACGUUAAAGCCCCGUUUACACCAGCAAAUUUUAUUUGACAAAUUUAAUAUGACAAAUGCAUUUGAUCAAAAGCUAGCAUGCUAGCUUUUGUUCAAAUGCAUUUGUCAUAUUAAAUUUGUCACAAAUGUAUCAUCUACACGAGCAAAAUAUCUUUGACAUAUGAAAUUUGUCAAAUAAAAUUUGCUCGUGUAAACGGGGCUUAAUGUCAUAGUUUCGGCGUUAUUAGGAUCGAAACAGUCAGACUUGACUCAUAACAGAGGAAUUGCCUUGACUUUAAAUACUAUAAUUAAAUUACUUUUUAGUUCAAUACGAAAGCCCAAGCUCUCAACGAACUGAUGUUAUCCCAGGAAAAACAGGAAAAGGUAUAUAAUUAGUAUUAUAGUAUCCUGAAAUUGCAUCAGCUCACCUUCAGGUCAAAUGGUCGAAUUAUCCAGGACUAACACAUAUAAAAAAACCCAAUACCAGCCGACAAUUUCAAAAAAUAUAGUACAAAACAUAAUCCGAAGAUAUAAGCAUCUUGAAACCCAAAAUAUGAGUCGAACAAGAAAGUGAGUGAGUAAUAUUUCGAUUUUAUUACAAAAUCAUCAUCAGACUCAAACAUCAGACAUCAUAUUUUGGGUUUCAAGAUGCUUAUCUAACACAAAAGGUGGCCCUAGCAUUAGUAUAAUUGCAUCAGCACUAUUGAGCUCAAUAAAUCGAAGUCAGAUAUACAGUAUAUGGAGCUCACUGAUAAGCACAACGUCGGAAUCCUAUGAUGAAGCUCCCGGACGAUCAGCAAAAAGAUUUUAACGAAUAGAAAUGUAGUGUAUUUAAUGUCUGACCUUAGUUAAGCCAUGUACAGUACAGUACAGACGAACACGUUUGUCUUGACAAGUUUACCUUCUCGUGUGUACGGUCAACAAGUUUUCCUUGACAAUUUUCUCUUCACAAGUUUUGAUGCUCGUGUACACGGCAUUCAAGGUCGCCUUUUGUUUGCCAAAACCAUACAAGUAUUUCUUGUACACUUUUCAAAUUUUCCCUGGCAACAUAGGAACAACGAACACAUUUUCCUUGUCCAAAAACUGGCAUGACUACUCUGGAACAAGGCUCCUUGGCCAGAAGAUUUUUUCAAUAUUUUGCCGUACACACGAGAAAAUAAAAUGUGUCAACGAAAACAUGCUGCUCUGUACGGGGCUUCGCCGUGCUAACAUAUACUGUAUUAAACAUAUUAUAUUUCAAUUUCAUCCGAAAUAGGAAAAGGACGAAUUGAUGGAACAGUUGUCAAUUGCUCAGGAGCAAAAGGUUCAAAUUGCUUGUUUCCGUCUGUUUACUCGCUUAUAUACAAGCCAUAACAUUUUAUUAUUUUGACAGUGUUGUUACAAGUUCUUGAAAUUUACUUUCAUCUGAAUUCAUCUUUAGGUGGCAGCUGAACAGGAAGCCGAGAAAGCGAUUUUACAAUUGGUACGAAACAUGAAGUUUGAUUUUGAUAUUUAUAUUUUAUGAUCUUUUAUAUUUGUUUGGAAGUACCAGGAAGUUAUUCGAAGAUACUGUAUGCAUGCUAUACGUUCUUAUACAUUCAUUUCUUUUUAAGGAGGAAUUGAAUGCUGAAAAGGAUAGCAGUUUGCAUGUAAGUAUAUGGAACUAUUUUUGGUGGAUUUUCUAAAUCUAAGUAGCUGAACACUCCAAACCUUGUCCCUAGUUCAUGAAUAAGCGUACGAGAGCCAACGACUCCUUUGUGGGACACUGAAAUCUUGUCUGGGUCAGCAGGAUUUUUCUUCUCUGAAGUUUCGAAAUAAACAGACGUGCAAAAAUACAUAAACUAAUAUAGCUGGUUAAAUUUUAUCGAGGGUAACGCUAAUUUAGCUUUGAACAAGCGUCCCUAGAUUAAUUAGAUUAAUGUUUUUUUAACGUCCCUAGAUUAAUGUUUUUUUCUUUUUUCACUGAAUGGUGAAAUGCUUUAAAAAUAAAAACCUUUGUUAAAAUGUAAUUAUCUUGAGCCCCCUAGAUGAGCUAUCACAGCUCUUGGGGGAAACGCAUGAAGUUUAUUUUCAUUAAAUAAGUUUUAGUUAAAGACCAUGUAAAGUCCGUUCUGCCCAUACGUUCUGCGCAGGCCUACAUUCCAAUGGUCGGGACCCGACCAUUGGAAUGUUAUUAAUAUUUCGCACCUUCCGACGUUUUUUGAAUUGAAUCUCUAGUAUGUAUUCAUUUACAAGUAUAGCGAACCAGAAGAGUGUAAAAAAUUCAGUAUAAUAUAUAUCUAAUCAUAUUUACAACUGUAGCACAAAAUGUAAACAAAACGUUUGUUUACAUUACGGACUUUACAUGGUCUUUAAAUUUUCUAUGGAUUUUGAACUAUGCAAGAUCAAUAAUGGUUCGUUUCCAUCUUCGAAAAAAAGAUUUACUUGCUAUUUCUGUUUCAUAAGAUGGGGGAAGAUGGCGAAAGUCUUGGUGUCGUUCAAACUGAAAGCAAGGGAACAGCGACAAGUGCAUCACUCUAUCGUAUGCAGAACAUUAUGGACGCACAAGACACGUUACAGGUUGGUUGUUAAAAUGACUUGACGUCUCGAUUCAUACUAUAGAGAUUGCACGCUAUCUGUCCGGAGGAACCUGGUUUUGGUCUUGGGAAAAGAUCAUUGGUCUGUGUCUUUUUAACGUGCAGUUUUACACAAAAUGUGCAGUUCCAAAUCCAUUUCUGCAGUUCUUAAAAUACAAAUGUGCAGUUACACUGAACAUGUGGAGAACCGCUACCCUACUUCCACCAAAAGGUCUGAAACCCCACUACCACCACCCCGUAAGUACUUUCUUCCUUUUACAAUUAAUUAUUCACAGUUUCAAAACUCAAUUGAAGAUUGAGUUUUUACUAUGGUAUACCAGUGGUAGAAAAGUGCUUGACGUAUUAAUUUCUUAUCUUGACGAACGAUCAUUUCAGUACUUAUCGCAUUCAUGUACUUAUGUUAUUGUUUCUAUUUUUAGACCUCAGUGGGCAUCCAAUGUCCUAGUAGUACCCAGGUCUCUCGUAAGCCCAGCACGAGGAGCCCGCAAUAUAGUGAUAUAGCAGACGAACAGGAAAUGUUACUGUUUGGAGGUUUGAAUGCUUCAGACAGUGGCUUUGGAGGGAGCAGUAAUGUAUUACACCCUGACGAAUCGGGCAACCUUCAGGUAAUGAGCUUAUUACAGUAUGUUAAUAUUGAUUUCAAUUGUACGCAGGGAUGGAUCCAGCAUGAUCUGGUGGAGGGGGGGGGGGGGAGGUGCUUUUCACUACUGCAAAGUCUUGUUUGACAACUGUAUUUGAAUUGUAAUUGUUGUUCACAGUUCGCUUAUCAUCAUGUUAUUAUUAUAAGUAAUAGCAUGGCUUGAGGGAGAUUAGUGAUUAAAUGGCCUCGUCCCGAGGCAGAUUUGUGGAAUUCCCGAGGGGAUUCCGCAAACCUGCCGAGGGUAAUGGGUCAUUUAAUCACUAAUCGCCCGAAAAGCCAUGCUAUUAGUUUGUAAUAACUAAUAGCAACUAUGCUAUUACUCAAAUUACUGUAUCUCAUUUUGUCUCUAACAAUGUUUUGCUUUAUCCUGAAAAAUAGCACCCCCCCUCCCGCAACCCCUCUGGCCAGGGCUAGGGGGUGCACCCCCAGUAAAUCUAUCCCCUGAUUGUACGUGUACAAAGAAAGUGAUUACUCCGUUAAUAAUCCCUUUGUUUUUCUUUUUUUCUUUUACAGAAUGAGGUAGAUCCUUCCAAGUUCGCAUUUCAUCCUCGCUCACCCUCGUCAGUUGCCAGUAGUGGUCGUGUACGGUCCAGAUUGGUUCGAUCAGCAUUACGAGAUCAUCGCGUUGUUGUAGAGACUGUUAGAACGUAUGAAAUGAUUAGCGAGUUUAAAAUGAAUAUCGUGAUUUGGCUGCAACAACAUGGUUUGGCACACAAAUCUGAAUUACUGACCGCUAUACCUGAUAUUACCCUGAAUAAGGUGAGUAAAAUUAAUACAAAUUCAAAGUAAAAUUGAAAAUCAAACAAAGUCAGCUUCAAUUUCAAACUAAAUCUCAAGUUCAAAUUCAAUUUGGAAAUUUAAUUACAAAUUCAGUUUCAGAUUCAAAUUCAAUUUCAGUGUCAACUGUCAAAUUCAGUUUCAAUUUGAAACACACUGUCAAACAGCCAAACAGGUGGUUAACCACUGGUGGUUAACGGUGGUUAACCACUGGUGGUUCAAUGUGCAUUUGACUACUAUCGACCGCUCUGUAUAAGACAUACAAAAACCUACGAAUUAAAUUGUCAAUAUUCAUUGCUUUCUUUCACAGGAAGAUGAGUUAGAUGUCCUGAGUAAAAUGUCUGCAAUACGUGAUACAACUCAACAGGUAUUUAAACUAACUUCAUUUAUACCGGAUUACUGUAUUAGUUCUAUAAACUGUUCUCUCUAAAGGCGGAGUAUAAGGGUCAUAUCUUGUUUGUCCAGAAGAAGACCUUGGAUAGAUCUACUGUAUCUUAUCUAAAGUGUUUAACUGUUCUCCCUAGAUGUCUAUAGUGAGGGCCAUCUCUUAUUUGUCCAGAAGAAGACCUAUAAACUAAACUAAAAUGUUUUGAAACAGGAUAGCUCUAUCUACAUUGUUUUGAUUUCUAACAGAAGUCCAAUAGACCCAUUGCACUGACGUCACAAAUCCUUAGAGUGUCCUCCAGAUGCUCCCUAACAAUAUCUGUUGCGGUGCAACAACCACAUACAGCGCAAAAUUUAACCAUUUUAAUUUUUUUAAAAUUAAAUCAAAAUUAUUAUAAACUUUUACAAAAUUUGCUUUGUUUACAAAAGUUAUAUUAUGCAUAGAUUGCUAAUUUGUCCUCCAGAUGCAUCGUCACCGGCGCUGCGACGUCAUGUGCAAUGGGUCUAUAUGGGGCAAUUCUUUUUGAUUCAGUGUCACUACAAGAAAUAAUCGAGUACGUGUGGAAAGAAUGUCGCAUGUGAUAGAGUCCAACUGGAAGGAUUCUUCUCACAUGCGAGUGAUACGACUGACUUGAAGUUAUAAGCAGACACAUGCAUGUUGCAUGAAUGGGAACCCUGCACCUACAUAGAUGAAAGACACAUGUAUUCAUCACUGGGCCGUCCGAAGGCACUUCAAAAAUAUGUUUUAUUCGUUUUCUAGAUACUUGAUGCAUUGUGGCAAGUAACAAAAGACGACUACUCCUGGUCACAGCAUGACCUUGUGGAUGGCAAAGAAGAGCAAGAAGAGAACUCGAAGGAUAAUAAUGUACGUCCAGAUGAUAUUGGGAUAGAAAUGGAUACUAAAAAGGAUGAUGGAUUGUCAUCUUCACCGGUUGCUAGGCAACAUGGCGAUGACGAAGAAGUAAAUGUCCAAUCACAGGAGCACAACUUGCAAG